GCGGGGACGUGUGGCUGCGGGGCUGGGGGUGUUUGCAUCCCUGAGUGGCGUCUCCUGCCUAAGUGUCACCUGUGGGCACCGUGGGAACCUGUGCUGGGUGCCCACCUGGUGCCUCGUGGUACGUGGAGAAGUGUGGCACCUGGGGCAUGGUGGCACCUGGUGGCACCUGGGGCAUCAUGGUACAUGGUGGCACCUGGUGGCACCUGGGGCAUGGUGGUACAUGGUGGCACCUGGAGCCUCGUGGUACUUGGAGAACCGUGGCACCUGGGGCAUCGUGGUACAUGGAGAACUGUGACACUUGGUGCAUCGUGGCACCUGGGGCAUGGUGGCACUUGGUGCAACGUGGUACGGGGAGAACCGUGGCACUUGGUGCGUUGUGGCUUCUGGUGGCACCUGGGGCAUGGUGGCCCUUGGUGUGUCAUGGUACAUGGGGAACCGGGGCACUUGGUGCGUUGUGGCUCCUGGUGGCACUCGGUGCAUGGUGGCACUUGGUGUGUCCUGCUACGUGGGUGGCUUCUGGUGGCACCUGGGGCAUCAUGGUACAUGGAGAACUGUGGCACCUGGUGCAUGGUGGCUCCUGGUGACACCUGGGGCAUGGUGGCACUUGGUGUGUCCUGGUACGUGGGUGGCUUCUGGUGGCACUUGGUGCAUCGUGGCACCUGGGCACCAUGGUACAUGGAGAACCAUGGCACUUGGUGCGUCAUGGAACCUGGUGGCACCUGGUGUNUGGUGGACAUGGUGCAAGGUUCACAUGGACCACGGUGGCACCUGGCUCGUGGUGGACAUGCCACCUGGUGGCACAUGGACUAUGGUGGGACCUGGGUGCGUGGUGGGACGUGGUGCACUGAGGACACGGUGCGUGGUGGCACCUGCUGGGAGCUGCGUUCCCUGGCCACACCGCAUGCUGAGGACCAUGGAUGCCACCUGGGGACGCGCUGCUGUGACCGGCCCCAGGAUCACAGCCCCACGAUCAAGAUCUCACCCCCAGGAUCCCCCAGGAUCACAUCCCCGGGGUCACGUCCCCAAGGUGGCACCCCCAGGAUCCCCCAAAAUCACACCCCCAGGAUCAGGAUUGCAGCCCCAGAAUCACACCCUCAGGAUCGCACCCUCAUGGUCAGUAUCACACCCCCAGGACCGCAUCCCCACAAUCACACCCCCAGGGUCACACCCCCAGAAUCACAGCCCCAGGAUCAGGAUCACAUCCCCAGGAUCACACCCCCAGGAUCACACCCUCAUGGUCAGGAUCACACCCCCAGGACCGCAUCCCCACAGUUGCACCCCCAGGAUCAGGAUCUCAUCCCCAGGAUCCCCCAGGAUCACACCCCCAGGAUCAGGAUCACACCCCCAGGAUCGCACCCCCAGGAUUGCUCCCCCAGGAUUACACCCCCAAAAUCACAGCCCCAGGAUCAGGAUCGCAGCACCAGGAUCCCCAGGAUCUCACCCCCAGGAUCACAUCCCCAAGAUCGCACCCCCAAGAUCACACCCCCAGGGUCCCCCACAAUCACACCCUCAGGAUCAGGAUUGUACCCCCAGGAUCCCCCAGGAUCACACCCCCAAAAUCACAGCCCCAGGAUCAGGAUCACACCCCUAGGAUCGCACCCCCAGGAUUCCCAGGAUCUCACCCCCAGGAUCACAUCCCCAAGAUCGCACCCCCAAGAUCACACCCCCAAGACUGCACCCCCAGGGUCCCCCAAAAUCACACUCCCAGGAUCAGGAUCACAUCCCCUGGAUUCCCCAGGAUCACACCCCCAGGAUCAGGAUCUCACCCCCAGGAUCCCCCAGGAUCACACCCCCAAAAUCACAGCCCCAGGAUCAGGAUCACACCCCCAGGAUCCCCAGGAUCGCACCCCCAAGAUCACACCCCCAGAGCACGAGGCAGCUCAGGACCCUCCCCCCUCUCUGUGCACAUCGCGUCCCCUCCCUCUGACGUGUCCCGUCGCCAGGAGGGGAGUCAGCGGGUGCACCGCUUUGGCUUUCUGUGUCCUCUGUGCCCUUCAGCGAGUGCUGGGAGGCCGGGGGGGGCCGUGUGGGGCUCACGUGGGGCUGGCCAGCAUCCCGUGCCCGCUCCCCACGCAGCCCGACCCUGAAGCGUCGCAUCCCCAGGAACCAGGGCUGGCUGCACUGCUCGGUGCCGUGCUGAGCGCCGGAACCGGAGUGCCCCCAAGACCCUGCAGUGCCAGGAGCUGCUGCCACCUCCUCCCGCAGGAGGGGACCCGUGGGGACAGCGGGGCUCAUCCCGAGAUGCGCUCGGGCGUUUGCAAACGGCUGCGGCUGGAAAUAGCAUCCUGCGCCCGCGGGUGCCGGCACCCCGCAGCAAAAGCCCGGCGCUGCGCGAUGCCCGCGGCGCUGCGCGCAAUGUGACAU
This is a messenger RNA of Numida meleagris (helmeted guineafowl), 2364 nucleotides long. RefSeq lists its product as uncharacterized. The record is from RefSeq and is a predicted model, not a curated record. Bases 184 to 2361 code for a protein of 725 amino acids. The transcript has 2 exons. NCBI's taxonomy places the organism in Eukaryota, Metazoa, Chordata, Aves, Galliformes, Numididae.